Messenger RNA from Nannospalax galili (Upper Galilee mountains blind mole rat), 1712 nucleotides. RefSeq names its product ribonuclease/angiogenin inhibitor 1 (gene Rnh1). Gene Ontology annotation, biological process: positive regulation of inflammatory response. Bases 46 to 1542 code for a protein of 498 amino acids. Gene Ontology annotation, cellular component: cytoplasm. Gene Ontology annotation, molecular function: protein binding. The transcript is spliced from 10 exons. The record is from RefSeq and is a predicted model, not a curated record. Lineage: Eukaryota; Metazoa; Chordata; Mammalia; Rodentia; Spalacidae.
CGCGUCUCUCGUGGUCCGCUAGGGCCUCUGGCGCGGCCCCUACGCAUGCGUGGUGUGGUGAUGCAGCCCACGCCAGGGCUGCCCCAGCCAGCACUACUUUCCCCUACUCAGGGGUCUCGGUUCUCGUCCACCGAAAAACCCUCCUCAGGAAGACGACACUGUAUACCCACCAUGAGUCUUGACAUCCAAUGUGAGCAGCUAAGUGAUGCCAGAUGGGCAGAGCUCCUCCCCCUGAUCCAGCAAUACCAAGUGGUCAGGCUGGAAGACUGUGGUCUCACUGAGGUGCGGUGCAAAGAUAUCAGCUCAGUGCUCCAGGCCAACCCUACCCUGACAGAGCUCAGCCUGCGUACCAAUGAGCUGGGCAAUGCUGGUGUACACUUGGUUCUCCAGGGCCUGCAGAAUUCUACCUGCAAGAUCCAGAAGCUGAGCCUCCAGAACUGUGGACUGACAGAAGCUGGCUGUGGGGUCCUGACUGGCCCAUUACGCUCUUUGACGACCCUCCGUGAGCUACACCUCAAUGACAAUCCCCUGGGGGAUGCAGGCCUGCAGUUGCUUUGUAAAGCAUUUCUGGACCCCCAGUGCCACCUUGAGAGGCUUCAGUUGGAAUACUGUAACCUUACGGCUACCAGCUGUGAGCCCCUGGCCACAGUGCUCAGGGCCAAACCUGACUUUAAGGAACUGGUGUUGAGCAACAACGACCUCCAUGAAGCCGGUGUCCACACACUAUGCCAGGGACUGAAGGAUUCUGCCUGCCAGCUGGAGUUGCUCAAGCUGGAGAACUGUGGUAUCACAUCAGCCAACUGUAGGGAUCUAUGUGACGUCGUGGGCUCCAAAGCCUCACUGCAGGAGCUGGGCCUGGGUUGCAAUAAGCUGGGCAAUGCAGGCAUUGCAACACUGUGCCCAGGGCUCUUACACCCCAACUGUAGGCUCAGGACCCUGUGGCUGUGGGAGUGCGACAUUACAGCCGAGGGCUGCAAGGACCUGUGCCAUGUCCUCAGAACCAAGCAGAGCCUGAAGGAACUCAGUCUGGCUAGCAAUGAGCUGGGGGAUGAGGGCGCCCGGCUGCUGUGUGAUAGUCUGCUGGAGCCUGGCUGCCAGCUGGAAUCACUGUGGGUGAAGAGCUGUAGCCUCACUGCUGCCUGCUGCUCCCACUUCUGCUCAGUGUUGACUCAAAAUCGUUCUCUGUUGGAGCUGCAAAUGAGCAACAACCCCCUGGGUGACUCAGGUGUACAGGAGCUUUGCAAGGCCCUGGGCCAGCCAGGCACUGUGCUACGUGUGCUCUGGCUGGGGGACUGCGAUGUGAGUGAUAUUGGCUGCCGAAGCCUUGCUCCAAUUCUCCUGGCCAGUCGCAGCCUGCGGGAGCUGGACCUCAGCAACAACUGCAUGGGGGAUUCAGGUGUCCUGCAACUAAUGGAGAGCAUCAAGCAGCCCAGCUGUGUCCUGCAGCAGCUGGUUCUGUACGACAUUUAUUGGUCAGAGGAGGUAGAAGAUCAGCUACGAGCCCUGGAGGAGGAAAGGCCAUCCCUGAGGAUCAUCUCCUGAGAGGUACCUCCCUGGAUACACAACCUUAAUCCACCUCCAGGGGCAGCCUGCUCCCUGGGUCUCUGGCUCUGGGUGUCCUGGUGUUGACUGGAGAACACACUGUAAUCAGCUUAUUUCAGCAAGAAAACUUUAGACACUUUAUUACUAUUAAAGCACUUUGUUGGCAAAAA